Molecule: messenger RNA, 1470 nt
Organism: Anneissia japonica
Lineage: Eukaryota; Metazoa; Echinodermata; Crinoidea; Comatulida; Comatulidae
Exons: 7
Coding region: 43-372 (109 amino acids)
Source: RefSeq, a predicted model, not a curated record
CUGCAGGUUGUAUCCACUAGCGUGGAAAACGCUAUAAAUGAUAUGUUGGCUAUGAAUGAAAGUGAAAUCCAACUCGAAACUGCUAUCAACAACGAAAUGGAAUCACAACCCGAAACGACUCAACAUGAAAAUGAAAGUAGACAAUUUGAAAUUACAACACCAUCAAGGUUUGGACCUAAGUCUAAGUUUGAUGGAAACCAGGUAGUGAUGAAUGUUAUUUGGGCCCUGUUUGGGCAACAAAUAAUGCAAGGCUGUAUGCCUAAAAAUGAAGCUCGUAAAGUUUAUGCAAACCACAGGGAAUUACAGAUAUUCACCUUCCAACAAUUGUAUGACAAAAUGCGGAGGAUGUACCCUAAGUACAAAAGCAAAUAGACAAGGAAUGGCCAAGGGUCAUCAUCAAGGGUCAAAAUGUUUUAAAAGUGGUCUAAAGCUACGUUCACAUCAAGCCCGGAUUCCAAUCCGGAGAAAAAAUUGUGCAAAAUGGCUACAGUGGUAAAGAAUAGGAGCGUUCACAUCUACACGGUCUGAUUUUUUCUCCGUACUCCGGAUUCGGAGCAAUGGAUCAGAAAGUCAUUGAAAACGUGAAUCCGGACGGAUUUUCAUUUCUGACCAAUCAGCGAGAAGCGUGAAUGACCUCAAAGUUUUUUGCUCAAGAAAAAUAUCAGCUCGAAAGUCAGCGCGAGAAGAUGAGUGAGUGCCGUGGGAUUUGUUUUUGCUUUUUAAUUUUAUGCUGUAUUUUAGGCGUAACUUGCAUCACACUUUAAACAACAUAUUCACUAAAAGAUAAGUAAAUUUUAUAGUGUUGUUAUUAAAAAUAAAGUGAACGCAGCCUAGCAUUAUGCUAUGUUGGGAGUUAGGCUAGCAGCAAAGUAAGCUUGGGCAUUUUCUCCAGACAGACUGCAGACCCCACGGCACUAGGCCUAGGCCUAGUAAAUAAUGAAAUUUUAAAUAUUUUUCAAGCUCAGAAACAAGAUCAAAAUUAACUAAUAUUUGGACCACGGGUAUGUCUAUGUUUAUUUAUUGAACUGACCCAUUCGCAUCAUCAGCGCUUGCCAUUGUUGAGGUUGUUCCACUUGGUCGCUUUCUCGACCCCGAUUUUUAUUCCCUGCACGCGAUGUGAACGCAAAACCGGAACCGUAACUGGGCCCGAAUUCCUGUCCGGACUCCGAACCGGAAUCCGGGCUUGAUGUGAACGUAGCUUAAGGGCGAAUUGUCUAUUCAGAAAUGAUUAUAAAAUGUUCUUAUUUGAAGAUCAAUAAUUCUUACUAUUAUUAUUAUUAUUAUUUGAAUCGUUUUGUAAAAAAAAAUAAAUAAAUAAAAAAAAUGAAAAAAUAUAAAAAAGAAUUAAAUAAAUAAGUAAAUAAACAAAAAAGAAAUUGUAACAGAACAGUUUUAACCCAUGAGAAAGUAAGAAUCCUUGAACCAUGAGACAAAGCACAAUUAUACAGGAGUAAGAAAAGCACUUUUCAU